AUUUUGAAGACGACCACGGCGGUGAUGGAAUGUCCGCCGAUGAGGCGGGAGAAAGGGAUGACGCCGAGGUGUUUGUUGAAAAUAAUGAUGGUAAUGGUGGUGAUGAUCAGCCAUCUCGAAGACGUCGGUCCAUCACUAGCAGCAACACCCCAAACAGUGGCGUUAACCGUCACCGGCGUCAUCGAAGUGCCGCAAACGGCAGUAAUGCCAGUAGUUCUUCCGGCAACAGCAGUCCUUCCCGUGCCUCUCGUUCCUCACCGUCCUUGUCCUCAUCCUCCUCCUCAUCUUCAUCCUCAGCUUCUUCAACUAAAAGUAAAACAAAAACUUCAUCUUCCUUCUCCUCCUCCUCGAGCUUCAACAGUCGCCGAUCAGCGGCCUCUCUGCCGGUGAUAGUCCUGCUGGUGAGCGCCUCUCACGCCACCAACCUCGGCCCCCAACUGGACGGCUCACUGUUGGCCAGCUACGGGCAAGUGGUCGUCGUCACGCUCUCCUACCGCCUCGGAGCACUUGGUUUUUUACCGGCGCAUGUGGAUGGCAUUCUGCGUGGCAACUAUGGUCUACUUGAUAUUGUCGCCGGCUUGCACUGGCUGCAACAGAACAUUGCCGCAUUCGGCGGCCAACCGGCCAAUGUCACGCUAAUCGGACACGGACAUGGCGCCGCAUUGGCGCACAUUCUCGCCCUCUCGCCUAUGGCCAAAGGUCUAUUCAAUCGUGUGGUGCUAAUGUCAGGCUCGGCGCUGGCGCCCUGGGCCAUUGCCAGAGACUCGCCGACGUACGCUAAGCAGGUUGCCCGGCAGCUUAGCUGUCCUGUUGAGUCCUCCGCUUCAGUCGGCAGUUCUGGCUAUCAGCCCAACUCCUUCACCUCUACUUCAUCUACCUCAAAUUCUUCACCCUGGCCGGACUUUCUCAUUGGCCUGACCAGAGUUGAAUGUCCGGCCAUCUUUUCACCGUUGGAGGAGCGCACCGGCCUCAGCACCGCUCGACGGGACCGAAUCCUAAGGACGUUGGUGCGCAACUCAUUUGACUAUCACCAACAGGAAAGCGACUCAGUUGACGGCUACUCAACCGCCCUCAUGAUCACCAUUGUUGUCGGCUGUUCCCUGCUGGUGCUCAAUGUCAUCGUCUUUCUCGGUUUCUACUGUCAGGUGGAGGGUGGCAACAGCGGUAAAAGUGGUCAGAGAAGGCGGUCAAAGGCAACUGAAGAGGGUGACGAGCUGAGCCAGCUCAAUGCAACUGAUCAGUGCGAGGAAGGCGGUAAAACCGAUGACCCACUGCUGCUUCAGGAGAGCGUCAACCUGUCGUCUUUUGACAACUCACCCCAUCACCAUCAACAGCAGCAGCAACCCCAUCAUCAUCACCACUCUCACCCUCAUCACCCCCAUCAUCAAGUACAGCAUAAUCACCCGCGACAGCAUAAUAAUUUGUCCACUUCUCGGCGAGGAUCAACUGACACGACACUGCAAUCAUCCAACAAUCAAUCGCACUCUCACCUGCUAAUCACCAGCAGUUCACACAACAGCGCCAGUCUUUCCUAUGCAGUGGUCAGUGGAAAUGAAGGAAGUGGUAACAAUGACUACCGAAACGGAACUCAAACUCCUCGAGCUGAACAUCAUCACAAUCAUCCCCAACAACAGCAGCAACAACAACAUCAACAUCAACAUCGUUACUCAACCCUUCCUGGACGACGAGAUCGGACAAAGCAGUGCGGACAAACGGUGACAGUGGCAAACAUUGACACGCAUCAUCCAUCGAACAACAGCGGCAACAUCAACUACGUCAGCAGCUCCACACUUACGCGAAUUCGCCAAAACCCAACUGAACAGUGGAAUCGACAGCAACAACAACAACAGCAGUUUACUAUCAAUUCCAAUGCAGCAAGCUCUCAGAACAUUCCCUGCAGUGAAGGUGCAGCACUGUACUACGUCCACUAUCCACCGCCUCCUCCUCUUUCUCAACAACAACAACAACAACAUGCAGAAAUUGUGAACGCCGGUGAAUUCGAGGUAGCGGCCUUUUUGGACGGCAUGAACACUACAGCAGCAGCUCACUGCACUCCACUAAAGUCCAUUUUGAAGCACCAUCAGGUGCAAAACGGCAGUGGAGCUCAGGCACUGCUCGCCAGUCCUCUGUACAGCACUGCAGCUGGCAGUGAACUGGGCGGCACAACAACAGCCGAUCCCACCUCAUCUCUGGCCAUCUUUGAAGGCACCACUGUUCACUACAUUCCCGCGGGCAACAGUACCGUUUCUGUUGGUAAUGGCGCCAGCACCGGCGCCACCACUACCGCCACAAUCAACGGCACCGA
This is a messenger RNA of Rhagoletis zephyria (snowberry fruit fly), 2305 nucleotides long. The record is from RefSeq and is a predicted model, not a curated record. NCBI's taxonomy places the organism in Eukaryota, Metazoa, Arthropoda, Insecta, Diptera, Tephritidae.